This is a messenger RNA of Rotaria socialis, 555 nucleotides long. Lineage: Eukaryota; Metazoa; Rotifera; Eurotatoria; Philodinida; Philodinidae. The record is from the annotation of a GenBank genome assembly.
AUGGAUGAAUUACUUAGUGAGUACAAUAAAAAGCGCCAAACACCAAUACACGUUGCUACUGAAGCAAUACCAAUGGAUACUAUAGGUGAAAAAUCAAAAUCUUACAAUAAAGAUAAAGAAAAUAUAGACAAUGCAACCGAUUUCCAUUUGUUGACAUUUAAAACAAUAUGGGGUGAAGGAAAAAAUGAACAUAUAAAGAAAGCAUUUGCAUGUCUAGAUGGAAAUCGACGAACUUGUUUGCAUUUGGCUGCUACCAAAGGUAACUCAUUCAGCAUGCUUGAUCAAAGUUGUCGUUCUAAUAAUUUAGGUUAUCAGGAAAUUGUUAAAUUUUUGGUCGAAGUAGUUGACUUAGAAAUCGAUGCUGUAUGUGAUCGUCAUCUGACUCCUCUUCAUCUUGCGUGUUUCUCAGGUCACACUGACACAAUUAAAUAUCUAAUCAAACAUGGCGCCUCACCAAUAUUACGCAAUGCUGCAUUGCACAAUUGUUUAGAAAUUGCUAUCGUGAAGCAACAUAAAGAAACUGUCAAGAUGCUUCUCGCACAACCAAACAUAUGA